CUCCUCUUCUCCGUGGCCGCGGACGUCAAAACAGAGGUUCCUCAUCUCAGGUUCCCUUCCACCAAGUAUAGGGAUAGAGCAGCUCCAGGCUCCCCUCUCACCAUGGAUUGGGGGUCCAACUUGGACCCACAAAGCAGUUAGAGAAUAAGAGAAACAGAGACGGAGUUGCAAGGAGUCAUGAGUCCCUUCUCCACAUGGAGAGGGAAGGCCAUUAUUCCUGACCAAAGGGGGGAGCAGCCCCCUUCUCCGCAUGGAGCUGGGUUUUAGUUCAGUGCUCAAGAGGAGUUGGAGAGGGAUGUAUACCGAAAAUGUAAUCGCCUCUGUGAGUUGGCCGGCUCCCCUUCCUUCACCAUGGGGAGAGAGGAAGCCCCUAUGUUUCACUCCCCGACCAUAAAGAACAGGGAGGUCCUUGCUCUCGAGAGUAACAUCUAUAAAUAUCCACCAUCAACUUCUCUAAUCGAUUACAUCUAGCUCAAAGCUUUUCCAUCUUCCUUAAUUUCCAACAGGAGCUCAGCGAGUUUCAGAAGGAUCUAAAAUGGAUCCCGGUUGUUGGCGCUUUGAUCCCGAUACUCAUCUACUACUGGAGUACCUGCUCGACCCCGCCCGUGUCCGCAUGCUUUUCUCUGGAGCCAUCCAUGAAGGAAUUGACCCCUAUAGUUGCCGGCCUGAGCAACUCCCAAAUAUCAGUGAGAAGGGCUCUUAUUACUACUAUGCAAAUCGGCCGGGUCGAAACCAGCAGGGUCAAAAUCGGCAGACUGCCGAUGGCACUGGAUAUUGGAGAGCCAAAGAUAAGCAGGAGGUCCCGGACAAGGAUGGCCGGACCGUUGCGUGUAUGCGAAAUUUAAGAUUCUAUUUAGGAACACAUAAGAACUCCAACUCGACAAAAUGGGUUAUGACAGAGUUAACUCUUGUUCCUGAUACAGGCCAUGAUGCUGCAAAAGCCAUUAGUAUGAUCCGUAGGACAGCAGGAAACCGAAGGAACGAGAUCAAUCAGGCCAGCAGCAAUUCUGACGCAACAAACCGACCGCUUCCCGAAUCGGAGCCGUGCAUGGACUCUUCUUCCCGUACAAAUCUUGGUGCCUGGCUGAUGAGCGUAGCAGCUCGUUUGGGUGUGCCCUACGAAUUGCCUCCUGAAUUCAGCAGGGAUUAGGCGUCCUUUUUAACAGAGAAAGACUU
Molecule: messenger RNA, 1176 nt
Organism: Elaeis guineensis (African oil palm)
Lineage: Eukaryota; Viridiplantae; Streptophyta; Magnoliopsida; Arecales; Arecaceae
Source: RefSeq, a predicted model, not a curated record